UUGAGGGCGUAACGGACGCUGGUCUCUGCUAGGAUGAUGGCUGCCCUAGCGGCCGGAGGCUACGCGCGGAGUGACACGGUAGAGAAGCUGCCCUCUGUUAUGGCGGGAGUUCCGGCGCGGAGAAACCAGUCCUCCCCGCCUCCUGCCCCACCGCUCUGCCUCCGGCGCCGGACACGACUCGCGGCGGCUCCUGAGGACACUGUGCAGAAUCGGGUGACGCUUGAGAAGGUGCUUGGCAUCACAGCUCAGAACAGCAGUGGGCUAACCUGUGACCCUGGCACAGGCCAUGUAGCCUACCUGGCAGGCUGUGUGGUGGUGAUCUUGAACCCCAAAGAGAACAAGCAGCAGCAUAUCUUCAACACGACCAGGAAGUCCCUGAGUGCUCUGGCCUUCUCCCCAGAUGGGAAAUACAUAGUGACAGGAGAGAACGGGCACAGGCCAGCCGUGCGCAUCUGGGAUGUGGAGGAAAAAACUCAGGUGGCGGAGAUGCUGGGCCACAAGUAUGGUGUGGCCUGCGUGGCUUUCUCACCCAAUAUGAAGCACAUCGUGUCCAUGGGCUACCAGCAUGACAUGGUCCUCAACGUUUGGGACUGGAAGAAAGACAUUGUGGUGGCUUCCAAUAAGGUGUCAUGUAGAGUCAUCGCCCUGUCCUUCUCUGAGGACAGCAGCUAUUUUGUCACCGUUGGGAAUCGACACGUGAGGUUUUGGUUCUUGGAAGUCUCCACUGAGGCAAAGGUGACUGGCACAGUGCCCCUGGUGGGGCGCUCAGGCAUCCUGGGCGAGCUGCACAACAACAUCUUCUGUGGUGUGGCCUGCGGCCGAGGCCAGAUGGCAGGCAAUACCUUCUGUGUAUCCUACUCUGGCCUCCUCUGCCAGUUCAAUGAGAAGAGGAUGUUGGAGAAGUGGAUCAACCUGAAGGUCUCCUUGUCUUCCUGCCUGUGUGUCAGUGAGGAGCUGAUCUUCUGUGGAUGCACAGACGGGAUAGUCCGCAUCUUCCAGGCCCACAGCCUGCAGUACCUUGCCAACCUGCCCAAGCCACACUACCUGGGAGUCGACGUGGCACAGGGCCUGGACUCCAGCUUCCUCUUCCACAGAAAAGCAGAAGCAGUCUACCCAGAUACCGUGGCACUGACCUUUGACCCCGUCCAUGAGUGGCUCUCAUGUGUCUAUAAGGACCACAGCAUCUAUAUUUGGGAUGUCAAGGACAUCAAUGAUGUCAACAAAAUGUGGUCAGAGCUCUUCCAUAGUUCCUUCGUCUGGAAUGUGGAGGUGUAUCCUGAGUUUGAAGAUCAGAGAGCUUGUCUGCCGUCCGGGUCUUUUCUGACUUGUUCCUCAGACAACACCAUCCGCUUCUGGAAUAUGGGUAGCAGCUCUGACGCUCAGUGGCAGAAAAACAUCUUCAGCGAUACCCUGCUGAAGGUGGUAUAUGUGGAUAAUGACAUUCAGCACCUGCAGGACACGUCUCACUUCCCAGACCGGGGCAAUGAGAAUGGGACACCCAUGGAUGUGAAAGCUGGGGUCCGAGUCAUGCAGGUCAGUCCUGAUGGCCAGCACUUGGCUUCAGGCGACCGCAGUGGAAAUCUGAGGGUCCACGAGCUGCACUUCAUGGACGAGCUGAUCAAGGUGGAGGCCCAUGAUGCUGAGGUGCUGAGCCUGGAGUACUCCAAGCCUGAGACAGGAGUAACUUUGCUGGCUUCAGCUAGUCGGGACCGGCUUAUCCAUGUGUUAAAUGUGGAGAAGAACUACACCCUGGAGCAGACCCUGGAUGACCACUCCUCCUCCAUCACAGCCAUUAAGUUUGCUGGCACCAGGGAUGUCCAGAUGAUCAGCUGUGGGGCCGACAAGAGCAUCUACUUUCGCAGUGCUCAGCAGACCUCGGAUGGGCUGCACUUUGUCCGUACCCACCAUGUAGCAGAGAAGACCACCUUGUAUGACAUGGAUAUUGACAUCACACAGAAGUAUGUGGCUGUGGCCUGCCAGGACCGCAAUGUGAGGGUCUACAACACAGUGAGUGGGAAACAGAAGAAGUGCUACAAGGGCUCCCAGGGAGAUGACGGGUCCCUGCUGAAGGUCCAUGUGGACCCCUCAGGCACCUUCCUGGCUACCAGCUGCUCUGAUAAAAGCAUCUCGGUGAUUGACUUUUACUCGGGAGAGUGUGUUGCCAAGAUGUUCGGCCAUUCAGAAAUCGUCACGGGCAUGAAGUUCACCUAUGACUGCCGUCACUUGAUCACAGUGUCUGGAGACAGCUGCGUGUUCAUCUGGCACCUGGGCCCGGAGAUCACCAACUGUAUGAAGCAGCACUUGCUGGAGAUCAAUCACCAGGAGCAGCAGCGGCAGCCCAAGCUCCAGAAGUGGAGCGUUCCACCCAGCCAGGAGACAUAUGUAUCUACACCGAGCGAGAUCUGCUCCCUGAGCCCUGGAGAGCAGACAGAGGUUGAGAUGGAGGAGGAGUGUGACCCGGAAGAGUCACUGAAAACACCAUCCAAAGAGAGCUUGGACCCAGAUCCUCAGUGCCUGCUGACCAAUGGCAAGCUGCCACUCUGGGCAAAGCGGCUGCUAGGGGAUGAUGAUGUGGCAGACAGCUCAGCUCUCCGUGCCAGUGCCAAGCGCAGCUACCAGCCACAUGGCCGUUGGGCAGAGCGGGCUGAGCAGGAGCCCCUCAAGACCAUCCUGGACACCUGGGACCUGGAUUCCUACUUUACACCUAUGAAGUCUGAGAAUUCAGAGGACUCGGUUCUGGAUUCAUUGGAGCCACAGAACCUGUCAGGCCUGCUGAGUGAGUCAGAGAGUCCCCAGGAGGACCGCCGAGGACAUCCCUCCUUCCUGCCUCUACAGAGGGAAUCCACUGAGACAAGAGAACUCAUCAUCUGCUCCCCAGAGGCAGAAAUGACAGUCACAGGGAUGCACAGUGAGUACUACGAGAAGGAGGCCGAAGCAGGACCUGAAGAGCCCCAAGGCGACUCCUAUCUCAGGGUCUCCUCCGUCAGCCCAAAGGAUCAGAGCCCACCUGAGGACUCCGGGGAGUCGGAGGCUGAAUUGGAGUGCAGCUUCGCCGAUGCCCAUUUUUCAGCUUCACAGACUGACUCUGGUCCUCGCCUCACCAUGACAAUGCUCCAUGAACCAGAGCACCCAAGUAUAGAAGAGCUUUCCCAGCCUGAAGUGCCGGGCCUGGCCAGUGGCUCCUUACCCCAGACCCCUGAGCAGGAGAAGUUCCUCCGCCACCACUUUGAGACACUUACUGACAGCCCUACUGAAGAGCUCUUUCAUGGAUCAGUGGCAGACAUAAAGAUCUCAGAGACUGAUGACCAUUUCUUCAAUCCCCGGCUGAGUAUCUCCACCAAGUUUCUCUCACGCCUCCAGAAGACCUCCAGGCUCCCUCCUCAGCUGCCCCUUAUGAAGUCUCCAGAGGUCAAGCCUACAGGCCAGGGGGGCAGCCAGCCCAGAGCAGGGUCCCUGAGAGCAGGUACUGGCUACAUGUCUGCAGAUGGGACCAGUGUCCUCUCUGGGCCGAAGGCUGAGGAGACCCCAGAGGCCUCGUGUUUACCAAGCCUGGCGUCCUGUGUGCCUUCUUCCAUGCCACCCACAGACAGAAAGCCUCCAGCACCCACGUCUGUACCUACCCCAGUCCUGGAUCAGAGUAUCUGUGCCCUCUCUACAUGUUCUUACCUGGAGACGACCACUAGCUCACAUGCCGAGAUACCACGUCGCAUCUCUCUUGGGGACAGUGAGGGCCCUGUGGCAGCUGAGCUAUCCAGGUCACUUCACAAACCCUUAUCCUUGGGAGAACUGGCUUCCUUGGACCAGGAACCCCAGGCUGUCCCCACCACAGUGACGCUCACUUCUAGCGUCGGAGGUCAAGAGCCUGCCGUGCCUUCCUGGGGCAACCAUGAGGCCCGAGCCAGCCUGAAACUGUCCUUAUCCAGCGUCUGUGGCCAGCUCCUCGCCUCACCCCCGCUGGAGCCACCCAGCACAUGUGUGAGGUCUCAGGAACCUGUGGAUGUCCAGCCUGGUAUGGCGGUCACUGUAGCCAGCUUCCGAGCACCCAGCCCUGUAGAUGUGAGCACCCUGAGACUCCACAGCUCUGUGUUUCUCCCAAAGACCUCUGCUUCUGGGCCCCUCACCCCUCCUGGCCAUCCCAACAACCUCCAACUUCUAGAGACCAGGUCUAGGCUGCCUGGUAGCACCAGUGCUCUCCUGGAGCCCACCCCCGGUACACCAAGUGGGAUCCCAGGAAGCCCUGGACACUGCGGGGAGCCUGGGCUACCUGCUGAGGUCCUGCCCCCACCACUCCCCGAGCUGGGCACUGUAGGAUCCGUCUUGCACAGGCUGCAGACUGCCUUUCAAGAAGCCCUUGACAUUCACCGAAUGUUGGUCUCCAGCAACCAGCUGGGUGCUGAGCAUCAGCAGGCACAGAGUGAGCUGGCCUCCACCUUCCACUGGAUCCACAGCCAGCUGGAAGCCAACAACUGGAUGGCUGCAGCUAACUCGGCUCCACCCCAAACACUGCCUAGCCCAGCUCUGCCAUCCCCACCUACGCUAUGUCCCCUGGCCAGCCCAAACCUGCAGGCCCUGCUGGAGCACUACUCUGAGCUGCUGGUGCAGGCUGUGAGGAGGAAGGCAAGGGGUGACUGAGAACCACAACCCCUCUACCAAACCCCUGCUGCACUGGAGAAAUAGAUUUUUAUGCAAAUAA
This is a messenger RNA of Microtus oregoni (creeping vole), 4693 nucleotides long. It is a transcript of the gene Wdr62, whose product is annotated as WD repeat domain 62. Gene Ontology annotation, molecular function: protein binding. Gene Ontology annotation, cellular component: mitotic spindle. The transcript is spliced from 32 exons. Bases 34 to 4632 code for a protein of 1532 amino acids. The record is from RefSeq and is a predicted model, not a curated record. NCBI's taxonomy places the organism in Eukaryota, Metazoa, Chordata, Mammalia, Rodentia, Cricetidae. Gene Ontology annotation, biological process: mitotic spindle organization; neurogenesis; regulation of mitotic cell cycle.